UUUUCGCCGCGCGCCACCGAAAGGUCCCUGUCUUGAGGGCUAAUGGCGGACGCCGGUGGGCUGGGGGUGGCUGUGGCUUAGGCCUUGAGGGGACUGAGCAUCCGUCUGAUAUCUACGUCAUCCUUCACACUGUAAGCUUGCUUUGACUUGACACUGUUGUUAGAACCAAGGCCUGGAGUUCUGGGUGGCUCAUUUUUGCCGCAACCAUGUUCCUGUACAACUUGACCUUGCAGCGAGCCACUGGCAUCAGCUUUGCCAUUCAUGGCAACUUUUCUGGAACCAAACAACAGGAAAUUGUUGUUUCUCGUGGGAAGAUUUUGGAACUGCUUCGCCCAGACCCCAACACUGGCAAAGUACAUACCCUUCUCACUGUGGAAGUAUUUGGUGUUAUCCGGUCACUCAUGGCCUUUAGGCUGACAGGUGGUACCAAAGACUACAUUGUAGUUGGCAGUGACUCUGGUCGAAUUGUUAUUUUGGAAUACCAGCCAUCUAAGAAUAUGUUUGAGAAAAUUCACCAAGAAACCUUUGGCAAGAGUGGAUGCCGCCGUAUCGUUCCUGGGCAGUUCUUAGCUGUGGAUCCCAAAGGGCGAGCUGUUAUGAUUAGUGCCAUUGAGAAACAGAAAUUGGUGUAUAUCUUGAACAGAGAUGCUGCAGCCCGACUUACCAUUUCAUCUCCCCUGGAAGCCCACAAAGCGAACACUUUAGUAUAUCAUGUAGUUGGAGUAGAUGUGGGAUUUGAAAAUCCAAUGUUUGCUUGUCUGGAAAUGGAUUAUGAGGAAGCAGACAAUGAUCCAACAGGAGAAGCAGCAGCAAAUACCCAGCAGACACUUACUUUCUAUGAGCUAGACCUUGGUUUAAAUCAUGUGGUCCGAAAAUAUAGUGAACCUUUGGAGGAACAUGGCAACUUUCUUAUUACAGUUCCAGGAGGGUCAGAUGGUCCAAGUGGAGUGCUGAUCUGCUCUGAAAACUAUAUUACUUACAAGAACUUUGGUGACCAACCAGAUAUCCGCUGUCCGAUUCCUAGGAGACGGAAUGACCUGGAUGACCCUGAAAGAGGAAUGAUUUUUGUCUGCUCUGCCACCCAUAAGACCAAAUCGAUGUUCUUCUUUUUGGCCCAAACUGAGCAGGGAGAUAUCUUCAAGAUUACUUUGGAGACAGAUGAAGAUAUGGUUACUGAGAUCCGGCUCAAAUAUUUUGAUACCGUGCCUGUUGCUGCUGCCAUGUGUGUGCUUAAAACAGGCUUCCUUUUUGUAGCAUCAGAAUUUGGAAACCACUAUUUACCUAUAUAUCAAAUUGGCACAUUUGGAGAUGAUGAUGAAGAACCUGAGUUUUCAUCUGCCAUGCCUCUGGAAGAAGGAGACACAUUCUUCUUUCAGCCAAGACCACUCAAAAACCUUGUGCUGGUCGAUGAGUUGGACAGCCUCUCUCCCAUUCUGUUUUGCCAGAUAGCUGAUCUGGCCAAUGAAGAUACUCCACAGCUGUAUGUGGCCUGUGGUAGGGGACCCAGAUCAUCUCUGAGAGUCCUAAGGCAUGGACUUGAGGUGUCGGAAAUGGCUGUUUCUGAGCUACCCGGUAACCCCAAUGCUGUGUGGACAGUGCGUCGUCACAUUGAAGAUGAAUUUGAUGCCUACAUCAUUGUGUCUUUCGUGAAUGCCACCCUUGUGUUGUCCAUUGGAGAGACUGUGGAAGAAGUGACUGACUCUGGGUUCCUGGGCACCACCCCAACCUUGUCCUGCUCUUUGUUAGGAGAUGAUGCCUUGGUGCAGGUGUAUCCAGAUGGCAUUCGGCACAUACGAGCAGACAAGAGAGUCAAUGAGUGGAAGACGCCCGGAAAGAAAACAAUUGUGAAGUGUGCAGUGAACCAGCGACAAGUGGUGAUUGCCCUGACAGGAGGAGAGCUGGUCUAUUUUGAAAUGGAUCCCUCAGGGCAGCUGAAUGAGUACACAGAGCGGAAAGAAAUGUCAGCAGAUGUCGUAUGCAUGAGUCUGGCCAAUGUACCCCCUGGAGAGCAGCGAUCUCGCUUCCUGGCUGUGGGGCUGGUGGACAACACUGUCAGAAUCAUCUCUUUGGACCCCUCAGACUGUUUGCAGCCUCUGAGCAUGCAGGCUCUCCCAGCCCAGCCUGAGUCCUUGUGUAUUGUGGAAAUGGGUGGAACUGAGAAGCAGGAUGAGCUGGGUGAGAGGGGCUCGAUCGGCUUCCUAUACCUAAAUAUUGGGCUACAGAAUGGUGUGCUGCUGAGGACAGUCCUGGACCCUGUCACUGGGGAUCUGUCUGACACCCGCACUCGAUACCUGGGAUCCCGUCCUGUAAAGCUCUUCCGUGUCCGAAUGCAAGGCCAGGAGGCAGUAUUGGCCAUGUCAAGCCGCUCAUGGUUGAGCUAUUCUUACCAGUCUCGCUUCCAUCUCACCCCUCUGUCUUAUGAGACCCUAGAAUUUGCAUCUGGCUUCGCCUCGGAACAAUGUCCUGAGGGCAUUGUGGCCAUUUCCACCAACACUCUGAGGAUUUUGGCAUUGGAGAAGCUAGGUGCUGUCUUCAAUCAAGUAGCCUUUCCGCUACAGUACACACCCAGGAAAUUUGUCAUCCAUCCUGAGAGUAACAACCUUAUCAUCAUUGAAACGGACCACAAUGCCUACACUGAGGCCACCAAAGCUCAGAGAAAGCAGCAGAUGGCAGAGGAAAUGGUGGAAGCAGCAGGGGAGGAUGAGCGGGAGCUGGCUGCAGAGAUGGCAGCAGCAUUCCUCAAUGAAAAUCUCCCUGAAUCCAUUUUUGGAGCUCCCAAGGCUGGCAGUGGACAGUGGGCCUCUGUGAUCCGGGUGAUGAAUCCUAUUCAGGGGAACACACUGGACCUUGUCCAGCUGGAGCAGAAUGAGGCAGCUUUUAGUGUGGCCGUGUGUAGGUUCUCCAACACUGGGGAAGACUGGUAUGUGCUGGUGGGUGUGGCCAAGGACCUGAUACUGAACCCCCGGUCUGUGGCAGGGGGCUUUGUCUAUACUUACAAGCUUGUGAACAAUGGGGAGAAACUGGAGUUUCUGCACAAGACUCCAGUGGAAGAGGUCCCCGCUGCCAUUGCCCCAUUCCAGGGGAGGGUCUUGAUUGGUGUGGGAAAGCUUUUGCGUGUCUAUGACUUGGGGAAGAAGAAGUUACUCCGGAAGUGUGAGAAUAAGCAUAUCGCCAAUUAUAUCUCUGGGAUCCAGACUAUUGGGCACAGGGUAAUCGUGUCUGACGUCCAAGAAAGUUUCAUCUGGGUUCGCUACAAGCGGAAUGAGAACCAGCUCAUCAUCUUUGCCGAUGACACCUACCCCCGAUGGGUCACUACAGCUAGCCUCCUCGACUACGACACUGUGGCUGGGGCAGACAAGUUCGGCAACAUUUGCGUGGUGAGGCUCCCACCUAACACCAACGAUGAAGUGGAUGAGGAUCCCACAGGAAACAAAGCCCUGUGGGACCGAGGCUUGCUCAACGGAGCAUCACAGAAGGCAGAGGUGAUCAUGAACUACCAUGUUGGGGAGACAGUGCUGUCAUUACAGAAGACCACAUUGAUUCCUGGAGGCUCCGAGUCACUUGUCUAUACCACCUUGUCAGGAGGAAUUGGCAUUCUUGUCCCAUUCACGUCCCAUGAGGACCAUGACUUCUUCCAGCACGUGGAAAUGCAUCUGAGGUCUGAGCAUCCCCCUCUCUGUGGGCGGGACCACCUCAGCUUUCGUUCAUAUUAUUUCCCUGUUAAGAAUGUGAUUGAUGGAGACCUCUGUGAGCAAUUCAACUCCAUGGAGCCCAACAAACAAAAGAACGUCUCUGAAGAACUAGACCGAACCCCACCCGAGGUAUCCAAGAAGCUUGAAGAUAUCCGGACCCGUUAUGCCUUCUGAGUCCCCCCUUUACCUGUGGGCUUGCCAGAGACUCUGUGUUUUGUUUUCCCCACCACCAUCACCACCACCUGGCUCCUGCCAUACGGCAGAAGAAGUAUGACUGGAUAAUUAAGACUUUGCAAUAUGAAAGCCAGUAGCUCUUUUCCCUCCACCCCAGAAUGACUGGUUUCCCCUGAAAUUGGCACUGAGAUUUGCUACACUUUUCCCCACCUAGUAUGUAAUACAUCACCCCAGGUUCCAGUGGAGCACGAUGUGCCCUGUUCCCCAGAGCCAUCCCUGCAUUGGUAUUUCUGGCUCUGUCUACUUUUGUACACGCCCUUAAUUUUUAACUGUUUUUCCUGUAAAUAUAGUUUUGUACAAUGUUAUCUCUGCGGGAGGGAGGGAGGCAAGGUAAGGUGGCACCAGGUUGGAUAGAUUAUAACUCCUGAGUUCUACCACUUUGGAACCUAACCAGAAAUAUAAACCUAGUUUUUAAGGUGGCAGACA
Messenger RNA from Microcebus murinus (gray mouse lemur), 4352 nucleotides. Lineage: Eukaryota; Metazoa; Chordata; Mammalia; Primates; Cheirogaleidae. The record is from RefSeq and is a predicted model, not a curated record.